AUGCUCACAGUCUCCCAGCUUGAGCGGUCCCUGCAGUCGGACGACAGGCGUGGCGCUGGCAGCCUUGUCCGACGAGCUGCGCAGGUGGCCGGGACAGCACUCCCGCCACAGACUGCUGCUGGAGCCGCUGGCGACCGACAGGGAUCGCCGACGUCUUCGUCGGGCAGGGGCUCGCCGUCGUCAGGCAGGGCCUCGUCGUCGUCGGGAAGGGGCUCGCCGCGGAUGAGGCGAGCAUCGAUCAGAGGCAAGGCUGAACGGCGCGGAUCGGGCCGCGCUGGGGAGCACGGCGUGAGGAGGAGGGCGAUGACCGCGACGGCAGCAGAGGUGGCGGCGGCGGCGUCGGUUGUGGCGGACGGCGACAUUACCAGUGUUGGUGAGAAUGGGAAAGAGCUCAACCGGAGCUUUGAUUCAGCCGACGCGGUCAAGGCGCCGAGCUGCCACAAGCCGCCGCGGCCGCAGCUGGUUGCCCGGGCCACGCCGCCACCAGGCGUUGCGGGCGACGAUCCGCUGGAGACGCUGCGGCUCUCACGCGGCAUCAUGUCGGCACGCGAGAGUCUCGCAGCGAAAGCGCGAAUCGAUGUGCCUGGCGAGGUCCCGGGCAUGGCACAUGUGCGCGCGUCGUCGCGCGAGAGUCACUCGCGGCUGAGCCACAUGCAGAGCGAGGUCGAGGCGGCACUCAGUGCUCGGCUGCUUGCGUCGUCGCGACUGGACAGUGCGCGAGUGGCGAGCUUGGCGGCACUCACCCAUCGCAUCAAGCAGCCCGGGGCGCGGGCACGGGUCCGCGCGCGGCGGCAGCGCAGAGGACGACGGCAGCGGGCGCGACCGUUGUUUGCGCUCGAUUCGUCGGACGACGACAACGACAGCGACGCGCAUCACCAGUGUCCGUGGCCAGCCGUUUGCCGGGCCGCGGCUCUCUCGCCGCGAUGA
Molecule: messenger RNA, 927 nt
Organism: Thecamonas trahens ATCC 50062
Lineage: Eukaryota; Apusomonadida; Apusomonadidae
Exons: 3
Coding region: 1-927 (308 amino acids)
Source: RefSeq, a predicted model, not a curated record